Molecule: messenger RNA, 1942 nt
Organism: Onychomys torridus (southern grasshopper mouse)
Lineage: Eukaryota; Metazoa; Chordata; Mammalia; Rodentia; Cricetidae
Gene: Pdgfa
Product: platelet derived growth factor subunit A
Exons: 7
Coding region: 7-1062 (351 amino acids)
Biological process (GO): positive regulation of MAP kinase activity; positive regulation of cell migration; positive regulation of cell population proliferation
Cellular component (GO): membrane
Molecular function (GO): platelet-derived growth factor receptor binding; growth factor activity
Source: RefSeq, a predicted model, not a curated record
CCUUUUAUGGAGAGGGGAAGGCUAGAGCCCGGGAUCCGCACGGUGGGAAGCGGCCCGAGCGCCGGGCGGGGGCCGGGCCGGCUCUCAUGCCCUUUUUGGCGCAGCAGUUCUGGGCGCUGCCCUUUACUGCCGCUGGGGCCCGAGAGAGAGGCGAGCCGGAGACGGCCGUGCUUCUGCAGCGGCCUCCUCCCCUCCCCGCCGGGUGCCGCAGGAUUGCAGCUGGCACUGAAGGGUGGGCAAGCUCGAGGGAGGGGCGCUCCGGGAGCCCCGGCGCCUGUGGGCUCCGAGCCGCGGGCGCGGAGCUUGGAUGGAUUUAGCUGCCUGCGUGAGCGCGUGUGUGGCCACUGCAGUGGCGGUGGCGGCCGGGCCCGAUCUGGCCCGCGAGACCCCUGCGCGCUUCCGAGGAGCCCGGCUGGAGUGCCCGCCCCGCGGCCUCGCCUCCCUGCCGAGCUUCCAGCGCCUCGGGACGCGAUGAGGACCUGGGCUUGCCUGCUGCUCCUCGGCUGCGGAUACCUCGCCCAUGCCCUGGCCGAGGAAGCCGAGAUACCCCGAGAGCUGAUCGAGCGGCUGGCUCGAAGUCAGAUCCACAGCAUCCGGGACCUCCAGCGACUCUUGGAGAUAGACUCCGUAGGGGCUGAGGAUGCCUUGGAGACAAGCCUGAGAGCCCAUGGGUCCCACACCAUUAGGCAUGUGCCCGAGAAGCGGCCUGUGCCUAUUCGCAGGAAGAGAAGUAUUGAGGAAGCCAUUCCUGCAGUUUGCAAGACCAGGACGGUCAUUUACGAGAUACCUCGGAGCCAGGUGGACCCCACAUCGGCCAACUUUCUGAUCUGGCCCCCGUGUGUGGAGGUAAAACGCUGUACCGGCUGUUGCAACACCAGCAGCGUCAAGUGCCAGCCCUCAAGGGUCCACCACCGCAGUGUCAAGGUGGCCAAAGUGGAGUAUGUCAGGAAGAAGCCAAAAUUGAAAGAGGUCCAGGUGAGGUUAGAGGAACACCUGGAGUGUGCAUGUGCGACCUCCAACCUGAACCCAGAGCAUCGGGAGGAGGAGACGGAUGUGAGGUGAGAUGAGCCGGCCGCCCUCUCCCAGGACACGGAUGUACGUGGCGUGUGACAUUCCUGAACAUACUAUGUAUGGUGCUUCAUUGCCAAUGUGCGUGCGGUCUUUGUUCUCCUCCGUGAAAAACUGUGUCCGAGGACAAAGAGACAGUGUCCGUUUGUUCAGUGUGACAUCAAAGCAAGUACUGUAGCACUCGGAGAGACAGUGAGAAAGCUUCCUUGUCACAGAGAGUGAAAACAAAACCACAAGAAAAACAAAAAACAAACAAAAAAAAAAACCAACAAAAAAAACAAAAAAACAAAAAAAAAAUUAAAAACAAAACAAAACAAAAAAAAUCCCAACAACAACAACAACAUAAAAACCCACCACAAGAAACAAAGACUGAGGUGGGCAGCAGGAGGGCCGUCCUGCAGGACUGACCCUUGAGUGGUGGCCCAUGUUGGCCACUGCCUUGGACUCUGCCCGUGGGCACAGGUGCUUUUCACCAAGGACGUCCGGAGCCUGCCUGGGAUGCUGCCCGCUGGUUCCACGAGAGAAGGAAGCUGAAGAGCUGGGAGAUGCCCAUGGGCCUGGAAGCCACCACCUCGCUUGAGUCCGCCUAGACUUUCCCGACGGCCUUUCAUGGAAUUUCUUUUUUCCUUUUCUUUUUUUUUUCUUUUCCUCUUUUUUUUUUUUUUUUUUACACCAUAAAGUGAUUAAGCUUUUUCUUUUUAUUCUCUGCCUAGCUUUUUUCUUUUUUCCUUUUUUUUUUUAAAUCUCUUGGAUGACAUUUUCGUCGAUAACACGCACGAGGCUGCUGUAAGUUGGGACAGCGAGACGGUUAUUUUUUCCUAGCCAAACUAAUGAGGUGUAUUAAAAUAAACAUGGUAUACCUACCUAUACAUCA